AUGAAGUUUACGAACUCGCAUACUAAGUAGUUGCCGGACUAUCAAUUAUAAAUCAAAAUUACAAUCUGCAGUGAUAUAAUAAAGAGGAAAAUCUGUAUGUUUGUUCGUAAUGAAUAGUCUCAAAAUUUACUAGAUCAAUUUUAAAAAAGAAAGCUUCAUUAUCCACUAGUAACACAGGCUAUAUUUUAUUUUGGAAAAAAUUAAAUUCCGUAAAAUAUUUGGGUUUUUCGAACACAAUGUGUAAUAACACAACCAGAAAAGAUACUUAUUUUGCGUACGCUGCCUUACUAUAAAAUAUAAAACAAAAACAAUCUACAAAACAGUCCGCGACAGACUAUACCUAUCUAUGUCGAGUGAGAUACAACAACCAUUUUUUUAUUUAAAAAUUUUGAAUUUUUUUAGACUAUAUUUAAGGCGUUUAUUUACUCAUGCUAUUAAUCUUUAUCUAAAUAAAUUUCAUCACUUAGUACAGUUUAUGUAGAUAAUAUUUGGUCUUUGAAUGAUUAAAAUUAGACGCUUAAUUUUGAAGUUAGGGCGAAAUUUAAUUUUUGGCGAUGCCACUGGCGGAAAGCUAGAAUUUAAUAAAUAUGAAUUUAUUGAUGCUAAUUCCGAAAGAACAGUUUAAAGUUAAUUCCCAUCCCAAAAAUUAACUGUCUAAUUAAUCUGAUUUUUAGCCAGUAACAUAGUGGUUUGAAUUUUUUUAGAUUUAAUAAAAUAUGAUAGUGAAAAAUGCUUAAUGCUUUCUUUUGUCGACAGGUUUUAUGUGCGCGUGACGGUAACAUGAGCACAAACAACAAACGGCGUGGAAGAAGCGGUUCCAGAUCUUCAGUGACUGGAGUGCCCGCUCUCGUAAAAGCCCCGACCGCAAUGUCCGCUGCUCUCGCAUCUCUAUUUGAGUGUACAGUUUGUUUCGAUUUUAUCUUACCUCCAAUAUUGCAAUGUGCGAGCGGGCAUCUCGUCUGCUCCAGUUGCCGACCGAAGCUGUCAUGCUGCCCCAGCUGCCGUAGGCGCCUCGGUUACAUACGAAACCUUGCCAUGGAAAAAGUUGCUAGGUAUAUCAUGUUCCCAUGUAAACAUUCUAAUACUGGUUGUACUGCCACUCUUGUGUACACAGAAAAAGCGGAACACGAAGAAGCUUGUAAAUUCAGAAAAUACUCAUGUCCUUGUCCAGAAGCACCAUGUAAGUGGCAAGGUGGAUUGGAUCAAGUGAUGCCCCAUCUAACGAUGUCUCAUAAAAGUAUCGAAACCCUGCAGGGAGAAAAAAUUGUGUUCGUAGCCACCGACAUUAACUUGCCAGGCACAGUCGACUGGGUUAUGAUGCAGUCUUGUUUCAACCGCCAUUUUAUGUUAGUACUAGGAAAACAAGAGGAAUUUGAUGGACAUCAGCAAUUUUUUGCUAAAGUACUACUUAUAGGGACACGCAAAGAAGCAGAAAAUUUUGCGUAUCGAUUGGAAUUAAAAGGACAUCAUCGUCCUCUUAUCUGGGAAGCGAUAUCUAGAUCCAUUGAUGAGAAAGAUGAUGAAGCUUUGCUGAAUUCUGACUGUCUCGUAUUUGAUACCUCUCUUGCACAACAAUUUGCUGACAAUGGGAAUCUUCGAAUAAAUGUAACAAUAUCAAUCGCUUUGUCAAAAAAUAGACAUAUUCAUGCCUCAAAGAAGUAAUAUACCUCAUUGUUAUGCCUGUGAUAUUUAUAAUCAAACUUGUGUAAAUACAGUUGACACCUCAUUAGGUUAGUACUGAAACCAUAAAUUUCUGCAAUAGAUAUAAAGCAGGUCAAUUUGGCUUAUGUUUACGUUAUAAUCAAUCGCAUUCAAAUACUUAGUCUUUGUACUAUCUACCUAAAGUUCUGGUGUGUACUGGUCUUUGUUAAUAACCUGAUGUGUUUUCUAAAGAAAAAUAUUACCUUUAAAAGAAAUUCAAUUUUAAUUUAA
Messenger RNA from Diatraea saccharalis (sugarcane borer), 1932 nucleotides. Lineage: Eukaryota; Metazoa; Arthropoda; Insecta; Lepidoptera; Crambidae. The record is from the annotation of a GenBank genome assembly.